GUUUAUCUCUCACAUGUUUUCAAUUGUAGUUAUUGUUUAUCAAUUCAAUUAAUGUGGUAAAUUGUUUUCUUUUGAUAAUUAAUCAUCACUUUAUUUACAUUUGAAUUGAUUUUUAAUCAGUUUGAGUGGUUAAUAAUUUGACUUGAUAUUCGGGAACAUGAAUAUCGGAGCUUUUACGAGAAAUAUUUAUCCUCUUGGAUGGAUGAGAAAUCCAUAUGUCCGUCGUCUUCCUGAACAUUAUUUGAAACACCGAUUGGAACUUACUAAACCACCGGUUCGUGUUCAUGAUGACCCAACCACUGGUGACCUUUUGGAUUAUAAACUUACUGAUGCGAAAACCUUAAGAAUUGAACGAGUUCCCGAUCUACCAGUUGCCACUCAAAAGCUACAAACUUCUGACGAAGCUAUUCUCGGCGGAGAAGAUGUAGUUUUCGGCUUUAGUUUACCAAAGAGACAAUUGUUCAGAGACUCUGGUGUCAGAAAUGCUAAGGUAUGGAUGCCUAAUAUCUACCGGACAACCGUUUAUAGUGAAGUACUUGACACCUAUUUGAGUAUAGUGUGUACAAAACACGCUCUCAAUUUAAUUCACGAGGCUCAUGGAUUCGAUAAUUAUAUCCUUCGGACACCAAUUCAAGACCUUCAAUCAAAAUUGGCUCUUAAGCUUCGUCGAAAGAUGCUGAUAACAUUAGCUAAAAACGAUUUCCAUCCAAAUGAUCCUGAAAAAUUUGAAUUAGUCAAGAAUAAAUAUCAAGAUUGUAAAAUUCCGUUGGAAGAAGCUGAAUGGAUUGGGUUAAGUUGGGCUCAAGCUAUUGAAAAGAAUCACGAAUCAACCUACAAACAAUCAGAACCAUUGAAAGUAAAAUAUAUCAACGAUUUAGUGAAAAAACUAGAAGAUUUAAAAGCCAGUGGGGAAAUGCCAGAGCAGAAAAGUGAACCACAAAGUCUAUUGGAUCGAGCUAAAAGUUUACUUCAUCUCAGAUGAAUCAUCAAUAAUUUCAUCAACUCUUUUUCUGUUAUUGUUUAUAUAUAGAAACCUGAUUUCAUUACAUGAUUAUUACCUUGUUCAGUUUAAAAACAAUCGUUAAUUUGAUUAUCGGAAAGAAAGUGAAUAAGGUAAAGAGGAAAAGGUGUGUCAGUGAUUGAGUUGAACACAAUUUGAAGUAAACCAAAUGAAUCAUGGUAAUUAUAUAAUUGUAUCUGUUCACAUAUUAACUAUACUUAAAAACGAGUCGAUAUUUUUCCCGUA
Panonychus citri (citrus red mite) is the source of this 1246-nucleotide messenger RNA. RefSeq names its product 39S ribosomal protein L28, mitochondrial-like. Gene Ontology annotation, molecular function: structural constituent of ribosome. The record is from RefSeq and is a predicted model, not a curated record. The transcript is spliced from 6 exons. The coding region runs from base 158 to 982 and encodes 274 amino acids. Gene Ontology annotation, cellular component: mitochondrial large ribosomal subunit. Lineage: Eukaryota; Metazoa; Arthropoda; Arachnida; Trombidiformes; Tetranychidae.